Thamnophis sirtalis is the source of this 1619-nucleotide messenger RNA. RefSeq names its product charged multivesicular body protein 4C (gene CHMP4C). NCBI's taxonomy places the organism in Eukaryota, Metazoa, Chordata, Lepidosauria, Squamata, Natricidae. The record is from RefSeq and is a predicted model, not a curated record. Gene Ontology annotation, cellular component: ESCRT III complex; multivesicular body; cytoplasmic side of plasma membrane. Gene Ontology annotation, biological process: vesicle budding from membrane; late endosome to vacuole transport via multivesicular body sorting pathway.
CAGUUGCGGCUGCCGCUCGAGAAGCUUGCAGCACCUGUCGCAGGUGCGCGUGGAUCACGUGGCUCUGCCGUCGGUCUAGGGAGCCGCGCCAGCUUCCUUCCUUUUAGGCGUUUCUCCGCUUGCGCGACCGGACCAGAUUAGGGAAUGCGGAUAGAGUUGGCCGUCGCUCGUUAGUUCUCGGGGGGGAACAACACAAAACAAAACAAAACAAACCCGAAGAGGGAGAGGUAUUCAGGCCGCCUUCCAUUAAGACGGUGGCGCUUCGGCGGACCGAAGAUGAGCAAAAUCCAGAAGUUUUUCAAGGGCGGCGGCGGCGGGUCUGGCUACUCCAAGGGGAAGGGGAAAGGGGGCCCCACCCCGCAGGAAGCUUUGGCGCGGCUGCGGGAGACGGAAGAAAUGCUAAUCAAGAAGCAGGAAUACUUGGAAGCCAGGGUCGCCAAGGAAUUGGCCCUGGCUAAGAAAUACGGCACCAGAGACAAGCGAGCUGCACUGCAGGCACUGAAGAGAAAAAAGAGGUAUGAAAAACACUUGAGCCAAAUUGAUGGGACUCUUUCCACUAUUGAAUUCCAGCGGGAGGCUCUUGAAAAUUCCUACACAAAUACAGAAGUGUUCAAGAAUAUGGGCUAUGCUGCUCAAGCCAUGAAAAAAGUACACGAAAAUAUGGACUUGGACAAAAUUGAUGACAUGAUGCAAGAUAUCACUGAGCAACAAGAUAUUGCCCAAGAAAUCACAGAGGCUCUCACAAGAAGAGUUGGUGAUGACUUUGAUGAGGAUGAACUAUUGGCAGAAUUAGAAGAACUGGAGCAAGAGGACCUCAAUAAUAAGAUGAAAAAUGUUCAUUUGCCAAGUGUCCCAGCUAACCCACUGCCUUCUCAUCCUGCGUCUUCAAAGAAGAGGGUGGAAGAUGAUGAAGAUAUGCAGCAACUGGCAGCAUGGGCAUCUUAACAGCAAUUUCUCACUGGCUUCAAGGGAAUACUAUGGGAAUAUCAUGGAAGGACUUCAUGGAAUAAUGCUUAUGUUUUACACAGAGCGUAGCUGUGUGGAAUCUUGACCAAAAUUGGUCUCUGGUGGAAUAUGUGUAUAUAUUUUAUAUAGUCUUGUAUAUAUUAUUUUGGGUUUUUUUGUUUUUUUUAAAGCCAGCAUUCUCAACUAUAAUUUUACUCCUUCAGGUAUAUCUCCAGACAUACCAUUUUUAUGCUAAAGAAAUUAGAUGACAAGCAAGACUGAAUUUUAAAUAAUGUUAUCCUUCUUAGCUGAUACUUUUUUAACGCACAGAACAUGUUGAGGUUGCAAAACCUAUUGGUGCAAUAGUGAGUAUUAUAGUGGUUUGAAAGAGUAUUAAAAUUGGCUUGGUUUUGGAAUCUCAUUUUCCAAACAAAAUUAUUAAAACCCAUGGUCCAUAGAUCUGCACUGAGUUUUUUUGUUUUCUGUGGUUCUUCUAUAAUGCCAAUGGCUUGUUCAGAGUACAAAACAGAAAUGAUUUUGUACCUUAAAAACUAAGAUGAUGAAAAUGGACCUCUGUUGAAAGAGAGAGGGGAUGCAUUCCCUAUGCCUGUGAUGGUGAACCUGUGGCACGCGGACCCAUUUCUUAGGGCAUGCGAGGCGUUGCCCUAUCAGCU